Messenger RNA from Macadamia integrifolia, 1259 nucleotides. RefSeq lists its product as uncharacterized. The transcript has 2 exons. Lineage: Eukaryota; Viridiplantae; Streptophyta; Magnoliopsida; Proteales; Proteaceae. The coding region runs from base 339 to 1088 and encodes 249 amino acids. The record is from RefSeq and is a predicted model, not a curated record.
UCCUAGAGUAUUGAUUUGAUCUCCUGCCUCGCAGUGACAUGGGAUCGGAAGUCGGAACUCCAUCACUCUAGCGAACAGCAAACGAGAGAGAGAGGCACGGAAAGAAAGGGGGAAUUUUUUUCUGUUCCAGUUUUCAAUUUUCACUUCAUUCCAAAUUCCAGACGCUUUAGACAUUCCCUGCUUAGAUGGUCUCGUAGGUUCAUAACUUGAAUGCUACGCUUACUGUGAGUUUCUACUUUCCAGUAUACAGGGUUAGACAAGGGUUCCUUUCCCAAAAAGAGAACUAAAUUGUGUUAGAUUCAAGGCGUCAGCUUCUUUCAAGCCCCGGAGGAGGAGCCAUGGAUAUCCAGAAAAAGAGGGUACAAUUCCUUCUAUUCAUGAUUGGUCUUCUUUCUCUCAUCAUCGUUGCUGAAAAAUGCCGAGAGCUGGUUGGAGAGGAGGCAUCAUCCAAGAGUGGAAAGUUUACUCUGUUAAACUGUUUCGAUAUGGGCUCUGGUUCGCUUGCAUGUGCAGUUAAGGAAGGUGUAAAACUCUAUUCCAACAACAUUAGAUCUGCUCACAUUGAGAAAGUGAGGCAUCGAGCAAUUGAAGCUUCCCUAACUGAAGCAUUGUCACGGGGGCUGAGUGCCAGUGAUGCAGCCAAGCAAGCACAGAAAGAGGCAGCAAAGGCAGCAAAGAUGGCAACUCGACAAGCCAAACGCAUCCUAGGCCCCAUUAUUUCGUCAGGGUGGGACUUCUUUGAAGCCAUUUACUAUGAGGGUACCAUAACAGAGGGCUUCCUCAGGGGCUCUGGGACCUUGUUCGGAACCUAUGCAGGAGGGUUUCUUGGAGAAGAAAGGCUUGGGAAGUUGGGUUAUCUCGCAGGAAGUCAUUUGGGCAGUUGGGUUGGAGGAAGGAUAGGACUGAUGGUGUAUGAUGUGGUUAAUGGAGUACACUCCCUGCUUCAUUUUGUUCAAACAGAAGAAAGUGCAGUGUAUCAAAAUGAGAACUCCGAACAAACGGAAGAAAGUGCAGCGUAUGAAUAUGAGAACUCUGAAGCUUCUCAAGAGUCCUACGUUUAUGAAACUCCUAAUUAUGAGGAGCUCUAAAGCCUUGAUGGCUGUUAGGAGGUUCUAUAUGAUGUGCUUUUACAAUUCUAUUUGUUUCUUUUCUCCCCCGUCGCCCCACCUCCUGUAACUAAAAUUUUCACCAUAUUGAAUGUAGUAAAGUUAAACUGUAUUCUGUUAACCCGUGCUUGGAUAACCAUUUCUUUAGUUUAA